Bactrocera neohumeralis is the source of this 1055-nucleotide messenger RNA. It is a transcript of the gene eIF2Balpha, whose product is annotated as translation initiation factor eIF-2B subunit alpha. The transcript has 5 exons. NCBI's taxonomy places the organism in Eukaryota, Metazoa, Arthropoda, Insecta, Diptera, Tephritidae. The record is from RefSeq and is a predicted model, not a curated record. Gene Ontology annotation, molecular function: guanyl-nucleotide exchange factor activity; translation initiation factor activity. Bases 88 to 1011 code for a protein of 307 amino acids. Gene Ontology annotation, biological process: translational initiation. Gene Ontology annotation, cellular component: eukaryotic translation initiation factor 2B complex.
AUGAAAUCUGUGAAUGAAAUUGUGUGAAACCUAUCAUAUGAAUUACAUUUUUAUUUCUUGUCUAUUAUUUUGAAAUUCAAUUAAAAAAUGCCAUCAACUGGUGAUCAAAACAUCGAUGAUGCAGCGGACGUGCGCAAUUAUUUUCUUAAACUGCUGGAGCAGGAUAGAGAUCUUUCCUCCGGAAUAGCCGCAAUCAAAACUCUGCUAAUGAUUCUUGAGAAAAAACAAUUUGAUACCAUACACAUUUUACACACCACAAUGCGUGAUGCGGUGGCAGCAAUGCGCAACACAGAUUUAUCCAUAGCAGCUGUAGUGUCUGGUGGUGAGCUAUUUUGUCGUUUCAUUACGCUCAGUUUGGAUGAUAAGCAUAUGGAAGAAUGUCGACAAAUUAUGUUGCACCGUGGCAAAAUCUUUCUAACAAAGCUUUUAAACUCGCGUAAUGUUAUCGCCCAACAGGCUAAGAAAUUUGUCAACGAUGGCUGCCGUGUGUUGACCCAUUCGCGUUCGCGUGUUGUGUUAAAGGCGCUCAUUAGUGCAGCAAAAAAUAAAGAAUUUCAUGUUUAUGUAACACAAGGUGGUCCAGAUAAUUCAGGUGCUCAAAUGGUGUCCGAUCUUGAAAAAGCUGGAAUAAGUAGCACGUUAAUUUUGGAUUCGGCUACAGGAUAUGUUAUGGAAUCGGUGGAUUUUGUUAUGGUCGGAGCCGAAGCUGUAGUUGAAAGUGGUGGCAUAGUAAAUCGAAUCGGUACUUUUACCAUGGGCUUGUGCGCGCGUGAGAUGAAGAAGCCUUUCUAUGUUUUGGCGGAAAGCUUCAAGUUCACACGACUCUAUCCUCUAAACCAGCGCGAUUUACCCGAUGAAUAUAAAUAUUCCCGUAAGCAUUUGGUGGAUGUAUCUAAAGUGCAUCCUCAAGUGGAUUAUACACCACCAGCUUAUAUAACAUUGUUGUUUACUGAUUUGGGUAUUCUUACUCCAUCGGCUGUUAGUGACGAAUUAAUUAAGCUUUACAUGUAAUUAUAGCAAUUUUUAUUAAAGAAAUAUAAAGAGUAAAAUAAUAA